AUGGCGGGCCGCAAGUCCACGCCGCUCCACUUCGCCGCCGGUUUUGGAAGGAAGGAUGUUGUAGAGCACUUGCUACAGACAGGAGCCAACGUUCAUGCUCGUGACGACGGAGGGCUGAUACCCCUUCACAACGCCUGUUCCUUUGGUCAUGCUGAAGUGGUUAGUCUGUUACUGUGUCAAGGGGCAGACCCAAAUGCUAGAGACAAUUGGAACUACACUCCUUUGCAUGAAGCUGCUAUCAAGGGGAAGAUAGAUGUGUGUAUUGUGCUGCUGCAGCACGGAGCUGAUCCAAACAUUCGGAACACAGAUGGGAAAUCUGCGCUGGAUUUGGCAGACCCUUCAGCAAAAGCUGUACUCACAGGUGAAUACAAGAAGGACGAACUCCUGGAAGCUGCUAGGAGUGGUAAUGAAGAAAAACUGAUGGCUUUAUUGACUCCUUUAAAUGUGAACUGCCAUGCAAGUGACGGGCGUAAGUCCACUCCUUUACACCUAGCAGCAGGCUACAACAGAGUUCGAAUAGUCCAACUUCUGCUUCAGCAUGGUGCAGAUGUGCACGCAAAGGACAAAGGUGGUCUUGUGCCUCUUCAUAAUGCAUGUUCAUAUGGACACUAUGAGGUUACAGAGCUGCUGCUUAAGCAUGGCGCCUGUGUGAAUGCUAUGGACCUCUGGCAAUUUACCCCUUUGCACGAGGCUGCUUCCAAGAACCGUGUAGAGGUCUGCUCCCUCCUGCUGAGUCACGGCGCAGAUCCCACGCUAGUCAACUGCCACGGCAAGAGUGCGGUCGAUAUGGCUCCAACGCCUGAGCUAAGGGAGAGACUGACCUAUGAAUUCAAAGGACACUCUUUACUGCAAGCAGCCAGAGAGGCAGACCUAGCCAAAGUGAAAAAGACACUUGCUUUGGAGAUCAUCAAUUUUAAGCAGCCACAGUCGCAUGAGACUGCAUUGCACUGUGCUGUGGCCGCUGUGCAUCCCAAGCGGAAGCAAGUUACAGAACUAUUGCUCAGGAAAGGAGCAAAUGUUAAUGAGAAAAACAAAGAUUUCAUGACACCUUUGCAUGUUGCAGCUGAAAAAGCUCAUAAUGAUGUCAUGGAAGUUCUGCAUAAACAUGGAGCAAAGAUGAAUGCACUGGACACACUUGGUCAAACAGCGUUGCACAGGGCUGCGUUAGCAGGUCACUUGCAAACCUGCCGCCUCUUGCUGAAUUACGGCUCCGAUCCCUCCAUCAUCUCUUUACAAGGCUUCACAGCAGCACAGAUGGGAAAUGAAGCAGUGCAACAGAUUCUAAGUGAAAGUACACCUGUGCGCACAUCUGAUGUGGAUUAUCGGUUGUUAGAAGCAUCCAAAGCUGGAGACUUGGAAACUGUGAAGCAACUUUGCAGCCCUCAGAAUGUGAAUUGUAGAGAUUUGGAAGGCCGUCAUUCAACGCCACUGCACUUUGCUGCAGGAUAUAACCGCGUAUCAGUGGUGGAAUACCUGUUGCACCAUGGGGCAGAUGUGCAUGCCAAAGAUAAAGGUGGUUUAGUACCCCUGCACAAUGCCUGUUCUUAUGGACACUACGAAGUGGCUGAACUCUUAGUGAGGCACGGUGCUUCUGUCAACGUGGCAGACCUGUGGAAAUUCACUCCUCUACAUGAAGCAGCAGCAAAAGGAAAAUACGAAAUCUGCAAGCUGCUUUUAAAACAUGGAGCUGAUCCAACAAAAAAGAAUCGAGAUGGGAACACUCCUCUAGAUUUGGUGAAAGAAGGAGACACAGAUAUCCAGGACUUACUGCGAGGAGAUGCUGCCUUGCUAGAUGCUGCCAAGAAGGGGUGCCUGGCACGAGUGCAGAAACUAUGUACUCAAGAAAACAUCAAUUGCAGAGACACCCAGGGAAGAAAUUCAACACCGCUACAUCUUGCAGCUGGUUACAACAAUUUGGAAGUAGCUGAAUACCUUCUUGAGCAUGGUGCUGAUGUUAAUGCCCAGGACAAAGGAGGAUUAAUCCCCCUACACAACGCAGCGUCCUAUGGGCAUGUAGAUAUAGCAGCACUGUUGAUCAAAUACAAUACAUGCGUAAAUGCAACAGAUAAAUGGGCAUUCACACCAUUGCAUGAAGCUGCACAAAAAGGAAGGACACAGCUCUGUGCUCUGCUGUUAGCUCAUGGAGCAGAUCCAACCAUGAAGAAUCAAGAGGGUCAGACGCCACUAGACCUGGCAACAGCUGAUGAUAUCCGAGCUUUGCUGAUAGAUGCGAUGCCUCCAGAAGCUUUGCCUACAUGCUUUAAGCCUCAAGCUACUGUUGUUAGUGCCUCCCUGAUCUCACCAGCAUCUACGCCGUCCUGCCUCUCCGCUGCCAGCAGUAUAGAUAACCUCACUGGGCCACUGGCAGAACUAGCCGUAGGAGGGGCAUCAAAUGCUGGUGAUGGAGCAGCAGGAACUGAGAGGAAGGAAGGAGAAGUUUCUGGUCUUGACAUGAACAUUACCCAGUUCCUAAAAAGCCUGGGUCUUGAACACCUUCGGGACAUCUUUGAGACAGAACAGAUAACCCUGGAUGUAUUGGCAGACAUGGGGCAUGAGGAGCUUAAAGAAAUUGGGAUCAACGCAUAUGGACACCGCCACAAAUUAAUAAAAGGUGUGGAGAGACUUCUAGGAGGGCAGCAAGGCACCAAUCCUUAUUUGACUUUCCACUGCGUGAGUCAGGGGACCAUUCUCCUUGACCUUGCUCCUGACGAUAAGGAGUAUCAGUCCGUAGAAGAGGAGAUGCAAAGUACAAUCCGGGAGCAUCGGGAUGGUGGAAAUGCUGGUGGAAUCUUCAACAGGUACAAUGUCAUCAGGAUUCAAAAGGUUGUGAACAAGAAGUUGCGGGAGAGAUUCUGUCACAGACAGAAGGAGGUCUCAGAGGAGAAUCAUAAUCAUCACAAUGAACGCAUGUUGUUUCAUGGGUCUCCUUUUAUCAAUGCUAUCAUUCACAAAGGAUUUGAUGAAAGGCAUGCAUACAUUGGAGGAAUGUUUGGAGCUGGAAUUUACUUUGCCGAGAACUCCUCAAAAAGCAACCAAUAUGUGUAUGGGAUAGGGGGAGGAACAGGCUGUCCCACACACAAAGACAGGUCCUGUUAUAUCUGCCACAGACAAAUGCUCUUCUGUAGAGUGACCCUUGGAAAAUCCUUUCUUCAGUUCAGCACAAUGAAAAUGGCUCAUGCCCCUCCAGGGCACCAUUCUGUUAUUGGCCGGCCAAGCGUCAAUGGACUUGCAUAUGCUGAAUAUGUUAUCUAUAGAGGAGAACAGGCAUACCCAGAAUAUCUCAUUACAUACCAGAUUGUGAAGCCGGAAGCUCCCUCACAGACAGCAACAGCAGCAGAGCAAAAGACCUAGUAGCUACAGAGCAGUGAAGAAGGAUGUGACUUCAAUCUUGGACUGGAUGGAUACGUGUUUCAGAAAAUCAGUAUCAUAUAAAAUCCUUAACAACCUGGAAAUAAGCUGUAUGUCUUUUAUAAAGCAUUGGUGUAUUGA
Messenger RNA from Pygoscelis adeliae (Adelie penguin), 3489 nucleotides. It is a transcript of the gene TNKS, whose product is annotated as tankyrase, TRF1-interacting ankyrin-related ADP-ribose polymerase. The transcript is spliced from 27 exons. Bases 1 to 3351 code for a protein of 1116 amino acids. Gene Ontology annotation, molecular function: NAD+ poly-ADP-ribosyltransferase activity; protein binding. The record is from RefSeq and is a predicted model, not a curated record. Gene Ontology annotation, cellular component: cytoplasm; nucleus. Lineage: Eukaryota; Metazoa; Chordata; Aves; Sphenisciformes; Spheniscidae.